AUGGCCGCCGCUACCCAGACUCUGUCAGCUCCUCCGCCCGCUGCCGCGGCCGCCCCGAACCCCGGCAAGCGCAAGAGGCAACCCAAGGGCAAGAAGAAGAAGAAUAAGCUCGCGCGCUCCGACCAGGACGACUCCGUCCGCCGCCGCCGCAACAAGCCCAGCGCCAAGUUCCUCAAGCUGCUCCGGAAGCGGGCCCGCGACUACAACUCCGACGAUGAAGAGGAAAAAGAUGACGAUCAGCAGCAGGAGCACCCGCCGAAUCCCCGCCGCCGUGACGACGGCGACGAUGACGAGGCCCUCUCCCACUCCGAGCCGGAGGAGGACGAGGACGGGGAGGACGAAGAGGAGGGGGCCUCCAGCUCGGCCGUCACGAGGUUCGAGCAAGGCUGCAGGGCGUUCCGCGUCGCCUUCCUCAAGAUCAUGGCCAAGAAACUCCCCGACAAUCCCCUGGGUCCAAUCAUGUCAGCGCACAAGACAUUGGUGGCCGCCAAGUUAGCCGAGGAGGUGGAGGAGCACAAGCCCAAGGGGGAGGCUCGGAAGGAGAAGCGAGUGGCAGCAGAGAAGGGCCAUGUCAUACCUAAAGACCACUUGGACAGCAAAGAAAAGGAGCUCAUCAAGGUUGCAACCAAGGGGGUUGUCAGGCUUUUCAAUGCGGUGAGCAAGGCACAGAAGCCUCGGAAAGAUUUGAAUCCAUCAAGGACUAAAGAUGCCAAAGUUCUACAAAAAGAAAGAAAAAACACCUUCCUCGCGGAACUGGAGAUGCCAUCUCAUCAAGAUAAAAAGAGCAAGGCAUCUUCCAAUUUCUCCAAGCAUACUGGCAAAGAUGAAGAUGAACCAGCAUGGGCACCUCUUCGUGACACAUACAUGCUUGGUUCUAAAUUGAAGGACUGGGACAAAAUGAAGGAUUCUUCUGCGGCCAGUGAGGAAAAGAAGGUUCCUUUAAGUGACUCUUCUGAUGAGGAAUAG
This is a messenger RNA of Miscanthus lutarioriparius, 966 nucleotides long. The record is from the annotation of a GenBank genome assembly. NCBI's taxonomy places the organism in Eukaryota, Viridiplantae, Streptophyta, Magnoliopsida, Poales, Poaceae.